CAACAAGCUACGACGACACCAACGCCAGCGCCAGCGCCACUGCUUUAGAUUUUUUUCUACAGAAAAUCCAGACACGACCAACACCCUAAUGCGCGCCAUUCAGAAAUGGUCGUUAUUUUCUCCACGUUGAUGAACUCCAAUGACUACCGUGCGAUGGUAGGCGGUUUCUAGACCACAAGUCACCCCGACUGAACAUCCUCGUCGGGCAGCUGCACCCACGACGAUGCCCCUCAGCUCCAACGAGUCUCCUAUCAUGUCGCACCACAACCCGGCCUCGCCGCCUGACAGACUCGCAAGAAACGGACCCUCGCCGGGCCUCAACGGUCUGCAUAGUCGAGAACCCUCCGUUACUCUGGCGAGGGGACGGCCGGCCGAUACUUCGACUCGAGGUCUCUCGACACUUCAAGCCCAAUCCCGAAGUCCUGGUCAAUCUCAUUCGAAGAGUCCUGAGCCCAACGCCGGUCGCCAAGAAGGUACCAUUGAGCGAAAGCCUUCUCUUUCUACAUAUGGACACCAUCGUAAGACGUCGAUCGUUCAUGGCAUCCAGCAUCUCCGAAAUAAGAGUUAUACGUCCUCCACAAGUCCUUUAAGCCCAGAGCUUAUUGCCUCGGCUGGGUUAGGUAGUACGAAUGCUCUCUCUUCGAAUUCAGACCUAUCACUUGCGAGCAGAGUAGAGCAGCCCGAACUUUCCUCGGCGCAUUCGGGUAAUGGGAACGGCGGUCUAGGCCAUGGCCUCAGCACAAUUCAAGAUGAUGAUCUAGGACGUCCCGUGAAAGAAAAAAGUACUACACCUCAAACCACAUCGUCCAGUGGAGAAGGUCGCAGAGGCCGCUCUCAGAGUCGCUCUAUUUCAAAGCCGGAAAUUAAAACAGUCGGCGAAUACGCUUUGCAUCAUCUUUUCAACUCGUUUGUGGCCCAUGCCGACACUAAGAUAAAUCAAAGCAUCAUUCGAGUCGCUGAAGUCGAAGCGCCCGUUGAAGAGAUCUGCGGCCAAGGUGCGGAUCCGGUUUUUGACCAGUGCAUUUCUGCUCUGGGUCAUAUCGCUCGCCAAAAGCCAAAGCCUUUGAUUGACACAAUAAUGUUAUGGAGAAAGAAAAAGGGAGAGGCGGCAGUCACCGCUAAACAGAAGAAGACCACUGUUCCCGAGAACGGAACUAUUGUCCGCCGAAACACAGAACCUAUCCAUGUAGGCAAUGUCGAAGCCGAAUCAAAUAGCGAGAAUCUACAACCAAAACCAACUCUUAUACAGACACAAGAAGAUAUACAGUUAGCCGAGCGCCAGGCCACAGUGUCGGUCUAUUUAGUCUGCCGAGUUCUGAUUGAAAUAUUCAAUCAAAGUAGCUUGGCCGCUAUCGGAAAUGAUAUAACAGAGCGAUUGGAAGAUAUAGUCUUCGGGCAGCUUAAGACCGUGGAUCCGGAGCAAAUUGCAGCCUCACCGCUACGGAUGGCUAAUUGGCGAAUAUACGGACAACUCUUGGGUAAGAUGAGCGAAACGAACUUUACGAGGGUCACCGCGCGCUACUUCGUCGAACUUGAGCGAUAUGAAAAAGAUGCUAUUGCCCGAGGGCAAUCCAGAGAGUUCGAUGCGAAAGUGGAAUUGCUAAUCUUGGGAAUGAGGCACUUCAGUAUCAAAACUUAUCCCGCAGAAGCGUGGACCAGCACGUGUGAUUUUAUGCGUUCAUUAGCUCGACUAUUUGUCAAUUCUCAUGGACAAAGGGUCAAACAGGCCUAUUGCUAUAUCAUUGAGAAAGUUUUGCUUGCGGUCGCCGCGAACCCCGCUUGCGAUCUUGCGCACUCACGAUGGAAAGAAUUCUUGGAAUUAAUAACGCCUCGUCUUUCACAAAUGUUAGCUAAGCCUCGACAUUGGAUGACAGUUUUUCCUAUAUACAGUGUAUUGCUCUGUGUCUCUUCCAAGGACGCUUUUGCUGGUCAAUGGAUGUCCUUGGCUAUGAGUCUGCCUGCACGCCUAAAGGAUCGACCUACUCGAGGGCUAGCGCUUCAAGCUUUAUGUCGACUAUUAUGGACCUAUUUGUUUAGAUACCCAGACCCCCCCAACGUGACCCUUCGGAGAGUUGAUGAGGUGAUCAAGGUCGCCUUACCUCCAGGAAAGAGAACGUAUCUCACAACUGAGCCUGCCGUGGUCGAGCCAUUGAUUCAACUCGUAAGAAUGACUGGUUUCAAACUUCCAGAUUUGUGCUUCAGAAACAUCAUUUUCCCAUUGAUAAACUCAGACCUCUUCAUGUCUGGAAGGGAACUCAAAAUCGAGCAGAUGGAACCCGAAAAAAUGGUGUUGGGAAUUAGGUCGUUUCUCGCCAUAAUGACCGACCUAGAAAAUGGCGAUCAACUCUAUCCGCCUUUUCCAGCUGGGCCUAUAUCAACGCACUUUGUUGACAUUCCAAAUUUUAUUCUUCCUCCUCGACCGCAGCUUUUGGCGGACCCUAAAUCCAUUUCGCUACCUGCUAAUGGCCUUACCUUAUCACGACCGGUGAACACCUCUAAACUCAACGACUUGGCGAGAGGCUAUUAUUUAAGAUUUUGUGAAGUUCUAGGCAAAAUCACCUUACUCUGUGAUAACACCUUUGGGGGCCAGGCGGCCCUUGACGAAAAAUUCGGCAGUUCAACACCCAAGACACCCAUAUCAGAGGCAUUCAGCUUCGCUCGACGCGACGAUCACUCAACGAUAAUAGACCAGAAACAGAGUUUCUACGAUCUUCUACACGUAGCUGUGCAAACGAUUCCCAGAUGCUUAUCGGACCAGAUCCCUUUCAAUUCUUUGAUUAAUCUCCUCUGCACAGGAACAGCUCAUGUGCAAUCGAAUAUAGCCAGGUCAUCAGCCGAGUCCCUCAAGUCCAUUGCUCGCCAAACACAUGCUCAGCAAGUCAUCAUUGGAUUUGCUCGGUUCAUUUUUAAUUUCGACGCAAGAUAUUCGACAAUGUCGGACGAAGGAAUGCUAGGGCCUGGUCAUAUUGAGUCGACAUUGACUUUGUACGUUGAGCUCUUGAGAAUCUGGAUUGAAGAAAUCCAGCAAAAGACGAAAGAAGCCUCAUCCGACCAUUCUGAAAGUAACACCGGUUCCGGUACUCGAGCGUUGCAGCUUGAUUUGUCUAGUGUCCUUGCCUAUGUUGAGGAAAUCGAAGCACACGGUCUCUUCUUCUUGUGUUCCCAGUCACGAAGAGUGCGCGGAUUCGCAAUAUCGGUGCUGCGGCUAGUCACGGAAUUUGAUAGUGCUCUUGGCAAAGAAAGCACAAGAAUAAUUCGAAUUCUAGAAGCGGACUCUCACCAAAUUAUGGACCUGAAUGAUGAGCAGCUUACAGUUGCAGAAAGGAGUCGUCUACAUAAGGGAAAGAGGAGGAGUGCAUCGCAGAACACAUUAAUCGAAUUGUGUAACAGCGAAGUCUCGUACGACUCCACGCUUUGGGUUAAGGUAUUUCCUAACAUAAUUCGCGUCACAUUUGACACAUGCCCUGUUGCGGUCACGCUUGCCCGGGAGAUUGUAUGCGCCAGGCUCGUACACAUGCAUAAGACCAUUACCUCUCUCGCUGAGAUGCCUCGUCAUCAAUAUUAUGGCUCUCUUGAUGUCAUGCAGGGCCGAACAACGUUAGGUAGAGCUAGUAGUCCUGCAGAGAUCAUGAUUGAACAGUGGAAGCUAUACCUAGUUAUGGCUUGCACGACGCUUAAUAGUGUCGGGGCACAGUCUCAGAGCCAACUAGCCAACGCUCAGCACGCUCGUAAGACUUCUAGAGCGACACAAACUGCACAGGAUAAAAUUGGCUCUGCCCGAGCUUUGUUUGCUUUUGUAAUCCCGUUGUUGUCUGCGUCGCUUGACUCGAUCAGAGAUGCUGUUGUUGCAGCAUUGGGCUCGAUUAACAAGAGUCUUUACCGCACACUUCUCGAGUCUUUACAAUAUGCGGUAACGACAUGCAAUGAAGAGGCUAAACUCCGGAUUGGCACCCAUACUCGGACCCCUAGCAGCCCUCGCCGCAGCCGAAAGACUGACCGUCUACGUACUGAAGUCACCCACGUGUACAAACUUACGUCCACAUUUCUCAAGGAGCCAGAUGUUUUCAAUGAUGACUGGAUUGUUAACAAUCUUAUCACAUACGCAAAGGACUUACGUAUUUUCCUGAGUGAUGCUGAGGUGCAGAUUGAUUGGGGUUUCCAACGCCUACGUUCCCAUUAUUGUGGUCUCAUGGAGGAGCUUUUUGAAGGUAUCAAUCGGUCUAAAGAGCCCUCCCGCUGGUUGUCAUUUGAAUCCCGCAAAUCUGCUUUUUCAUUAAUGGAGGAUUGGUGUGGAUACUCACCCAGCCAAAAAGAAAUCGCUCAGCGUGAAGAAAACAUGAGAAGGAUUGCUAUUGCCCAACAGCAGGAGACCGGGGAGAUACGAAAUACAGCAGCAGCGAUGGAAAUAGAAAAGAAGAAUCUUCGCGUAGCUGCACUAAGUGCUAUGGCAUCGUUAUGCGCCGGGCCAAUCAGCACAAUUACAGAAGGUGGCUCAGUUCUCCAAUUUGAUGUCACCCGAAUAUUGAAAUGGAUUGACAGUAUCUUUGAAACUAUGAGUGACAAGUUGCAUGCUAUUGGCCAACGGGCACUAAAGAACUUGAUCAUUCACAACAAAGAAUACUCAUAUUUACUUGAGCGAACGGUAGAAAAGUGCUAUAUGUCAGAACCUCGCAAAACUUACACGUCUGAUCCUCAUAAGCCCCUUGAAAGCUAUUUCGAAGUUGUCGCCCAAGUUCUUAUUGAAGAGACCAAUUACUCCCUAGCAUUCUGGAGAAUUCUUGCCGCUGUCCUAUACACUUUGGGGAAUGAGAAACGCGAAAUUCGGAUGAAGUCUGCAAGACUCCUUCGUACUUUAGAGGAGCGACAACAGAAGAGCUCCCGGUUGCAGGAUUUUGAUAUCAGCAUUUCUGACAAGACCACAGCUGUCUAUAAGCUGGCCCAGUUUGAGAUAUCUAAGCGACUCGCCUCACAACAUGGUGAUCUGGCCUUCAUCAUAUUUUCCGAGUUCUGCUUGCACUUCCGGACCUUCUCCCCUGACGGACAACGCAAUAUUGUGACAGCAGUAUUGCCAUGGAUUCAAAUAAUGGAAUUGCAAAUCGACCCCAACAAUCAACUCACAGCCAACUCUUAUAUGCUACUUGCAAACUUGUUCGAAAUCACUAUUAGUCGCAGCAGCAUCCUACCUAAUGAGGUGCAGGCUCUUUGGCAAGCAUUAGCCACCGGCCCACAUGGAGGCAAUGUGCAAGUUGUACUCGACUUCAUCAUUGGUCUCUGUCUAGAUCGCAAGGAGCAGAACUUCGUUGAGUUUGCAAAGCAAAUCGUGGUUUUCCUGUCUUCCACCCCAGCAGGAUCUAAAGUCAUCGAAUUUUUCUUGUUGCAUGUUGCGCCGAAACAUAUGGUACAAGAGCGAAAGGAUACCGUAGUCACACCGCCUGACAAUCGAGGCCUACCCUAUGUCGCCGAUUUGGAUGAGGUCCUCCCAAUAGGGAACAAGCAGGCCGGCCUGUCAUUGGGACAGCUUUCAAUGAUUUUCCUCGUAGAUUUAAUGGUUGCCCCUGUCACUCUGGCUCUUGACGAUGUUGUCAAACUAUUACACGUGGUUUUGAUACUCUGGGAUCAUUAUAACCUUACAGUCCAGGAACAAGCAAGAGAAAUGCUUGUGCAUCUUAUACAUGAGCUCGUUGCGUCAAAGAUACAAGAUGAAGCCGCUUCCGACAGCCGAAAAGCCAUCGAGGACUUCGUGGAGUCGAUUCGAAAAAGCGAAACUUCAAUGAUCUGGGAAUAUGAAGAUAAUACUGGUAAAGACGAAGAUGAUGAGGGAGCAAAAGUGCCAACGGCCAUGGCCCUUGUUACACGAGAGGUUGUCAACUUCUUCAGCUUGACUUUUGACGACAUCGGUGAUAGUUGGUCCAAGGAAGCUUUAAGCUGGGCUACCUCGUGUCCCGUUCGCCAUUUAGCUUGUCGAUCAUUUCAGAUCUUCCGCUGCAUCUCAACAUCUCUUGAACCAAGAAUGCUAGCUGAUAUGCUGGCUCGACUCUCAAAUACCAUCGCUGACAAAGAAACCGAUUAUCAAACAUUUUCGAUGGAGAUUUUGACCACCCUCAAGGUGAUAAUAAGUUCUCUCGCACCAGGGGAUCUCAUGCGUUAUCCUCAGCUUUUUUGGACGACGUGUGCAUGUCUCAAUACUAUACAUGAGACAGAGUUUAUCGAGAGUAUUGGCAUGCUCGAAAAACUACUAGACAGGAUCGAUAUGAGUGACGCAAAUGUCGUAAGUACACUAAUGGAGAAUCAACCUCCACUGUGGGAAGGCGGUUUUAGUGGUAUCCAAGACUUGGUGUACAAAGGCCUGAAGUCAUCGAAGUCAUUAUAUGGAACACUAAGUCUACUGCAUCGGCUGAUAGCCUUGCCAGACAAUGCCAUCAUCGGGGGUAGCAACCGACUACUUUUUGCCAUGUUGGCAAACCUACCUCACUUCCUUAGUCAGUUCGACGUCGAGGAAUGCGACCCAAAAAUCUUGGACAGGGCUGAUCUAUUAGGCAAAGUUGCCGAGCGAUAUGGUUUAGAGGGACUUGCUGCCUGUCUAAUCGGACUAGCUAAUACUCAGUGGAAGAAGGAGCAGGAUUUUUUACAGCAUAUUGUUUCUGAAAUACGUUCCCACUACUUCCCAGAACAAGAGGUGUAUAGUUUGGUAUUUGUCAUGGGACUAUUGACGAAUACUACGACAUGGUUCCGCAUCAAGGUCAUGAGUAUCUUGUGUGCCUUGAUUCCGGAAAUGAACAUGCGGCGCUCCGAGGUCACUUGUCACGGACCGGAUCUGAUUUCUCCUCUACUGCGACUUCUGCAGACUGAACUUUGCCCUCAGGCACUCAAGGUUAUGGAUCACAUCAUGGAAGUUUCUGGUAAUCCGCUUGAACGGCAGCAUCUACGAAUGAGCAUGGCAUCUUCGUCUUCUUCCCGCGCUAUUCGAAAGCAGUACGAACGUGUUCAAAGUCUAUACGGAAUUCCGGAACCGACCGGGUGGUCUAUCCCCAUUCCUGCGUCUCAAUCGGCUAAUACUCGUCACAAUGUGCACGCCGUGUUCUACACAUGUGCCGAAGCUGAUCGAACGGAAGCACAAAGAGUUGCAACUCCUGAAGUGGAGUUCCAUUUUGACGAGUACAACGAAUCAUACUUCCCAUCAAUGCGGGCUGAUACUAUGCAAUCGAUCGAUACUCAGACGGACGGAAACAUGGGCGAUAUUGUUCAGAAGCUUGAUAGCUUGGAUGACUUCUUUGACGAAACCGACGGAGUGGAUUCAUCCUUUGUUAUGAUUUCAGGUCUACGUGGGUUCCCUGGCAAUUUUGUGGAUACUCCAGCAAGCCUCUACGAUCAACAGACAGCGCCGAUUCUCCGCAAAUCCCUUGCUCGAACACCUUCCUCGUCGUCUUUCCAUAACGGCCUCGCGGAGACAUCGCGCCCCCCAACUCGACUCGACGGCAUGUUAAAUCUUGGCUCACCACCACUUUCUCAAACAAGUGCAGCCGUACCGGGCCUCGGCGCCACCAUACGACCAGCGAUGCAUAACCGAUCAGUAACCUCACCGGCAAACCACCUUGCACAUCACAAAUCGAGCCUUUCCACAACUAUCCCGACAAUGGAAGCCACGUUCUUCUCGGACAGUGAGCUCGAGGAGGGAUUCUCAGACGUUGAUGAGCGGACAGGGGGGUUUCAAGGUCCAGCACGUAGUGCAUCGUCAACUACAGCGCGGAAGGGGUCCGAGACUGCGCCAUCUCUCGAGUCAAUGAUCCGCAGUGGCAUGCGGCGUCUAACCGGCGGCACCGCUUCUGCGCGCGACAAGGAGCGGCAACGAGAUCUUUUACGGGCUCAGCAACGAGCAGCUGUUCAGACGGCGAACUCUCCACGAGUGCCCAAAGUUCCUGCAGAAUUCCUCACGGGUUCGGUGAAUAGCCCAACGUCCCCAGGGCAGGGAGGAGCGUGAUGCUUUUUGUUCAUUAUAAGCUGGUAUCUGUACUACAACUUUUUUUUCAUUUGACGGCGCAUAUUAAAAUCAUGCUUGGCGCACAAGGGAAAGGCUCAAUUCCCAUUCUCCGGCGUUUCUCAUUCUUAUACAUAUUCGGACAGAUUUUGUAGUCUCUAACUGUGCAUAUGAACAUAUCAUACAUACUAUACCAUACGAUUCAAUUCA
Messenger RNA from Talaromyces proteolyticus, 8185 nucleotides. Its product is annotated as putative cell morphogenesis protein. Gene Ontology annotation, cellular component: site of polarized growth; cell cortex. Lineage: Eukaryota; Fungi; Ascomycota; Eurotiomycetes; Eurotiales; Trichocomaceae. The record is from RefSeq and is a predicted model, not a curated record. The transcript has 6 exons. The coding region runs from base 224 to 7978 and encodes 2584 amino acids. Gene Ontology annotation, biological process: cell morphogenesis.